Messenger RNA from Durusdinium trenchii, 1858 nucleotides. NCBI's taxonomy places the organism in Eukaryota, Dinophyceae, Suessiales, Symbiodiniaceae. The record is from the annotation of a GenBank genome assembly.
AUAGCAAUGGCUUCCAACCUGAUAGCCAUGGCCUGCACCCUAGUAGCGAUGGCCUCCAACCUAAGAGCGAUGGCCUCCUCCAUGGAAUGCUCAUUUCUGACUUGGUGAGCUUGGAUGCCAAUCCGAGCUUCGAGAAGACUUGGGCUCAGGUCUACUUGGCAUGCUGCAACACACAAACAGGCGGAGAUUGUUGGCGGCAUUGUAAUGGCUGCUGCUGCCAUGAUGUUGACUUUAGACACUUGCGGCAAGCCUUGGCUGGCCAUGUGCAUGCCCUGGACUCACUUCCUUCAGCGGAGAAGGUGCAACGAGCCUUUUGGCUGAUGCCAGAGGCGUACGUUGCUGGUUUGCAUUUCACACAUCAUUGCAGCGGCGAUGUGGAUAGUUGGCUCGCCUCCAAGGAUCCUCUCGGCAUUUUGGCACUCCGCCUCUUUUUUCAUGAACUUGAAGCCCUGUGGACAGAAGACAACAAGGCGCAGAUGGACGUCCGUGAGCAGCGGAACGCGCAACGAACCUGGGGGAUGAUGCAGCUUGCGUUGAAAUUCUUUUCCUUCCACGAGAUUGCUGCAAGCGGUUGGCCAGUGCUGAAUCUUGCAAAGGCCUUGUACACCUUCUUUGAAAUCCCUUUGUCUGUGGUCCAGGAGCAGGAGAGACUGCAGAACGAUGCCUCCAACGAUGGAAGGUUCUUCCGACUACUUUGGGAACACGCUCCGUUGAAGAGCAGAAAGGCGCCCAAGGAGGAGAAUCAGCGAGGGCGAGACCUGGAAUUGCAGCUGCUGCACGUUGCCCCGCACGUCUCUCUUAAGCUGAAGCCAAUUGCACAGAUCGUUCAGGUGCAGCUCCGUCACGACGAUCUCGAAGUCCCAUCGUGCCGGUCAUCAAGCCUUGACGAUGAGCUCUCCAGAAUACUCAAAGAAGUCUUGGGCGAGGUACCGUCUCUUCAUCAUUUGAUGUUCAACACCUUUCCAGUGUUAGCCCUGCUGGAUCGCUUGCUGCUGCCAACUGCAGCUUGGGUCGGAUUCGAGCUGUGCACUCCGCCAAUGUGGCGGAAUGGCUUGGCUGCGUACACGGCUGCCAGGCUGCAUGCCAGCGAAGACACCGGGUGUGCAGAGCUUCAGAGCUUGAUCUACGAGCGAGACAUCGCUUGCCUUGUGGAUGUCGGGGCCAUGUUCGGAGCGUGUGCUGCUGUAGCUGCCCAUGCCUUUCGAGCCACUAACAGAAAGGUGAGAGUCGUUGCGUACGAGAAGAGCCUUUCGAGUGUGCAGAUACUGCGGAGGACGGCGAGUCUGGGGAACCUGAGCGUGGAGGCACAUGCUGUUUGCAUGGUCAACACGCAAAAGGAGUGCUGGGGUUGUGAGGUCUGCCACACUUUAACGGAAGACUAUCCCUUUGGAUCAGAGGGUCCCAUUAUGCUGUGGAUGAGCCAAAUGAGUGGACCACUCCAGUACAUCCUCAAGGGUGGGGCAGCUCUCUUCCAAAAGCAAUUGCUUCACACCGUUGCAGUGAUGACGAUCCCCAAAGAGAUCUCUGGGAUCAAGGAGACGCUGGGCUCAGGCUAUGAGUUCAAGCUGCGAUGGCAAAACUCCUCGCUGUACCUUGGGCUUCAUUCCGGGUGGAGGCAUUCCACCGUCCUGGUGGUGGCGACUGCGCGGCAGGUCUGACUUCUUUCCUGAGAAGGUUGAGAUGCAAAUUCGUUUGGCGGCAUGUUUCCAUUUGCUGGCGAAUGUACAGGUUGCAAUGGCCUCCACCCUAGUGGCGAUGGCCUCCAACCUGGCACAAAAAUGAAAAACAAAGGCCCAACGAACGAAGACACCCAGAGUCCCAACAACCCAACGAACAGAAGACAACGUGGCUUGUCGGG